GCCGUGCGGCAUCGAGGCAACAGCUGUUCCGCGGAUGAUUGUCAAAUUUAGAGCCGCGGUGCGUUUUAGUUUCCCCCUCCCUCCCGAUUAAUUUAGAAGGGGGGAAAGUGAGUAAGCGGUUGAAUCAUUUUCUUUUCGGACGACAUUUUAAAAGAAAGAACUGGGAUGCACAUGCAAAUGAAUGUCUAGAAUAAUGUUGUAGUGGCGCCAUUUGCGGAGGAACUAGACACUACAGUGAUUCAACUUCGUUGUUUCGCGGGAGUCGGACGGAUUGAUUGUCGUGCAUUUUAUGUACAAGAUUAUGCGGCAUUAUUGUGGUGUUGAGAGUAUCGGAAUCGUGGCGAUCGAUAUAACGGCAUCAUGGUGGUCAAUACAGAGGAAGCAUAGUGUUCAAUAUAGCGGAAUCAUGGCGGAUUUGCAUGCAGGAAUUGCAGGAUUUCGAUGCGGCAUGGAUCAAAGGCCAAAUUUCAGCAAGAGGGAACCAGGAGGAAUCAGAAUGGUACAAUCCCAUGCGACAAGUCCUUUCGUCCUUUGAGGCAGAGAAACCAGGGAAAGCAUUACUGAUUUACGACAUGACCACAUUGAACUCAACGGUUCCUUUGGGAAGAUGCAGAUGUGAUUAUAUAUAUUUGGCGUUGCAGUACAAGGAAAAAUUCGGUUCGGGCCCAGCAGGCUCGAAGAUGCAAAUGUGGUUAUAUUUGGCGUUGCAGCACCGAAGGAUUCGGUUCGGGCCAAUCAGGAUCGGCUCGAAGGUCUGAAUCAGCGGUAUCGGUGAGUGAAAUUUAAGAUAACUGGCAAUUUUUUGACUGGCUUUUUCUCCACGAGAUCGCUAUCUUUGCGAAAUCAAUGCGAUCUAUCUUGCAUAGAUUUUUGCGUGGCACUCAUCGCAAUAAUAAAUUAAAAUUAAGAAAAUAUCU
Molecule: messenger RNA, 917 nt
Organism: Nylanderia fulva
Lineage: Eukaryota; Metazoa; Arthropoda; Insecta; Hymenoptera; Formicidae
Source: RefSeq, a predicted model, not a curated record